AUUAUCUAUAAAUUCGAUGAUACAUGUAAGACGCUCCUGUUUUGACUCUUGAGAAGUAAUAAAGAAAACGAAAUCAAGUGGGAAGAGAGGAGGAGGAGCAUGCGAGCACGUUCGUUAGUUAGAGGGGAUAUGAGGAGAGCACAUCAUGUCCUUCCCUUAAAGCCACCGUCUUCACUCUUUUUUUUAAUUCACAUUUUACGUUUCCUUUGAACGUAAUUUCACCUUUACUGUUUUUAAAACCAAACCAAAGAAGGAAGCAGACAACAUCGAAUGGGCAAUUCCAAACGAUUGUUUGGCGUUGUACGGAGGAAACUUCUCAGGCGAUCUCACAGCAGAAUCACUAUCAUUCGUUCAUCAUCAUCAGCUCCAGAAACUACUCGACAAGAAGAUAUUGCCGCUGUUAAAAUCCAAGCUUUUUUCAGAGGUCACCUGGCAAGAAGAGCGUUUAGAGCAUUGAAGAGUCUUGUCAAGUUACAAGCGGUGGCGAGAGGAGUGCUUGUGAGGAGACAAGCUCGAAUAGCAUUACAUUGUAUGCAUGCUCUUGCUCGUUUGCAGGUUAGGGUUCGUGCUCGUCAGCUUCUCUCCCAUUGAUUCUCUUCUCUGCUUUUUGCCCUGUUUUUUUUCAAAAAACCUCUUGUGAUUGUGACAUUUAUACAUCAUUGUCCUUUCUACUUAAUUCACCGGUUUGUGACUUUGUUA
Molecule: messenger RNA, 699 nt
Organism: Camelina sativa (false flax)
Lineage: Eukaryota; Viridiplantae; Streptophyta; Magnoliopsida; Brassicales; Brassicaceae
Product: protein IQ-DOMAIN 20-like
Molecular function (GO): protein binding
Source: RefSeq, a predicted model, not a curated record